Kluyveromyces lactis is the source of this 2001-nucleotide messenger RNA. RefSeq names its product Tel2p (gene TEL2). The record is from RefSeq and is a predicted model, not a curated record. Gene Ontology annotation, biological process: telomere maintenance via telomerase; protein stabilization. The coding region runs from base 1 to 2001 and encodes 666 amino acids. The transcript has a single exon. Gene Ontology annotation, molecular function: telomeric repeat DNA binding; Hsp90 protein binding. NCBI's taxonomy places the organism in Eukaryota, Fungi, Ascomycota, Saccharomycetes, Saccharomycetales, Saccharomycetaceae. Gene Ontology annotation, cellular component: cytosol.
AUGUCCGGGAUUGAUAGUACUUUGUUGAAUGAGAAAUGUGAUAAAGAUACCAUUUAUCAGGUACUAGAACGAAUGUCAUCAAAGAAACAGCAUUCUAGUAACGAAAUACUCCCGAUAAUCAAGAAUGUGGUACCAAUAUAUCCAUCGCUACCGAGAGAAUUAAAGAUGGCACUACGCAGGCUAUGCGGUAAUAAUUACAUAUUCAUAUCAUUGGUUAUUGAGUAUGCAAAAGAAUUGGGUAAGAAUCGUGAGACGUCAAUAUUCUACGGCUUUUUAACGGAUGUUCUUAAGUAUGAGAGUGAUUGUCUAUUCAAUUACUUAGAGCAUUCGUCAAGAAGAGAUCUCCCUUUUAUCAAAUCGAUUCUGUUUGGAAGCAGAUGUUAUAACGCUUUAAGCAGCAGUAUUUCCAUCGUUGAAUAUUUAAAGUUUAUGAAGAUGCAAUGGGAAUUUGUCUUUAAAGAGACGAAGCAAUAUGAUAAGACGCAUCUCGAAAUGUUCGUUUCAUGUCUACAGCUCAAUAUUCCUUAUGGUGUUGAUAUAUUCAUUGAAGGGCUUGCUACUACUAGUGAAUUUUCAUGGAAUGCUUUGAUUAUGAUGUUAUCAAAGGGGACCUCAGUUCAACAGAGGAGAUUUUUCAUGUAUCAUUUGGUCCCGUUCCUUGAAAAAGUAACUAAUCCUGAUAACAGCUCUACCAUUUUCACACUACUAUCCCAGUUACCAUUCGAUAUCCCAACUAGCAUAGAUUGCUUCAAAUGGGGAAAUCCGUAUUUUAAAAUUGUUUACUUGCAUGGUAUGUCAGAAGCGAAACGUGCACAGCUCUUCAGAGAAUUACUACCAUGUUUUGAACUGAUGGAUUUAUACACAGAUGAUUCACUCGCUGAAAUCUUGGUAAUGAUAUUAGAUGCCAUGUCUAAGGAUUCCAGAGAUGAACUAUCGCAUGAUGCAAUUUCCUUGAAUUUUGUCACCAAGAGACUUCAUUCUGAGGAUCAUCUGGUUAGGGAGCGUACUAUGUUUGUUGCCAAGAAACUUACAAAUGAUCAGCUUCAAUAUGAAAGCGAUUUUACAAUCGAUUUGCCUCGAAUUGAACUAAUCAAGCUAUCCAAACUUGAAUUUCCCAUUAAGGAAGGACUACAAAAUCUGCCAAAAGGGAACUCUACAAAGAAUGAACUUGUACAGCAAUUUAAUACCAUAACUUUGCAGGACAGUGACGAUGAAUCUGAUGAAGAAGAUUCUAGAGACAUCUUGUUCCUCAAAGAUCUUUUGCUGGAAUUCGAGAAAGUUAUCAAGAAUGAUGGGUCCGAACUUAGAUUGCUAAAGGAAACUGUGAAGUUAGUACGACAGAAGAAGAACUUCCCAACAGAAGUAUCUUUUUAUUCUAAAGAACUCCUCAAAAAGAUAGCCACCAUAUCGAACAAGUUUGACGAAAAAUCAUUUGAAGAAUGGAAGGCUAAUGCAUUAGUUAGCAUAUUGGUUGUAUGUCCAGACAAGAUUGUCGAUCUUUAUGCAAUUCUCUUCAAUAACGAGUUAUCGUUGCAACAAAGGAUGGUAAUCUUGACAUCUGCAGCAUUGAGUGCAAGGGAACUACGGGGUUUUGAUGAUGAAUUUGUGGUGAAACCUAAAUACGAUUUUCCUACUAAUCGAUUACCAUGGGAUGAAUCGGCCACUGAACAGCAACCUGAAAAUAAUAAGAUACAAGAUAUUACUGAAAUAACAGGAAGCAAGGUUACUUGGAGAUCAAAACGUUUAGAGACUGAUAGUAAGAUUACACAACAGCAGAAUAAUUUUAGGAAGUACGCUACACUCUUCUUCUAUCCCUUGGCACAUGCUUGGUUGAACGGAAUUAACCUUGGUGCAUUCGAUAAAGUGUUCAAGAGACACUACAUAUCUAUGCUCAAGAUCAUUUUAACUUGUGCAAGUCCUCAUUAUGAGCUAGAAGAGAUGCAAAUUUUGAUGCAAGAAAUCCUUUCGGAUGCUGUGAAACAACAAGUUCAAACCUCUUAA